AUGCUGGUUCUACGAGAGUCAGACGUGGCGCCGAUGCUGCAGCAGCUGACGCUGGAGGAGUGUCACCGUCUGCUGCAGGCACUCUGGCGCAGUCUGGCAGCAUACUCGGCCAGCAACGCGGCGGCCAGUGGUGGCAGCGAGGCCGGAAGCGUCCACCAGCCAAUGCGGGAGUCGAUACGGACGGCAGAUGGCAGCACGACGCUGUUCAUGCCAGCGUCUGACACGACGACAACGACGGGCAUCAAAGUGGUCACUCUGCCUGGCGCCGGAGGACCCCCCGCAGGAGCCAUCGCCCUGUUCUCCCCCAAGAGCGGGCAGCUGGAGGGCAUCCUCAACGCCGAGAUGAUCACCGCGUUUCGCACUGCACUCGCUUCCAUGAUCCCGUUUCAUCUUUUCCAGCUGCCCCAGACCCAAGGUCAGGACGGGCGGGGAAAUAGGCUGCUCGUUUUUGGCGCCGGCAAGCAGGCGGAGUGGCAUAUCCGUCUGGGACUGCUGCUUGCUCCCAGCAUUGCCUCCGUCACCGUUGUCAACAGAGGCCGUGGGGGGCUCGACAGGCUGCGAGCCAGUCUGGGAGACGUUGCUGCUGCCCGUUCAGACGUUUCUUUUGUCUAUAUCUCCCGGGAAGAAGAAGAAGAAGAAGAAGCAAAGUACGAGGGCCGGCUACGUGCUGCCGUCUCAGAAGCCGAUGCCAUUUUCUGCUGUACUCCAUCCACCGAGCCGCUCUUCCCUUACUCUUAUCUCCUUCGUCAGCACGCCGGCGGCGAAGGAGAGGACUCUCAGGAGAGGAAGAGACGGUUCGUCUCCAUGAUAGGCUCGUUCCGCCCGCACAUGCAUGAAGUUGACACGGACACGUUGCUCUCGGGCCAGACGCUCCUCGUUGACUCCAGGCAAGCCUGUCUCGCUGAGGCAGGCGAACUGAUCACUGCAGGGGUGCGGCCUGAGCAGCUUACCGAGAUUGGCGAGCUCUCCCCUGCCUCCUCCCUCUUUGCUUCUUCAUCCUCCUCGAACGUUGUUUUCAAGUGUGUCGGCAUGGGGAUCAUGGAUCUCGCGGUUGGGAGGGAGCUUCUGUGCCUCGCCAGUGAGAGGGGGAUUGGCGUCCCCAUCCAAGGCUUCUAA
Messenger RNA from Trichophyton benhamiae CBS 112371, 1116 nucleotides. RefSeq names its product proline utilization protein PrnX, putative. The record is from RefSeq and is a predicted model, not a curated record. Lineage: Eukaryota; Fungi; Ascomycota; Eurotiomycetes; Onygenales; Arthrodermataceae. Gene Ontology annotation, cellular component: cytoplasm. The transcript has a single exon. The coding region runs from base 1 to 1116 and encodes 371 amino acids.